Messenger RNA from Drosophila teissieri, 1596 nucleotides. It is a transcript of the gene Shc, whose product is annotated as SHC-transforming protein 4. The transcript has 2 exons. NCBI's taxonomy places the organism in Eukaryota, Metazoa, Arthropoda, Insecta, Diptera, Drosophilidae. The coding region runs from base 146 to 1372 and encodes 408 amino acids. Gene Ontology annotation, cellular component: plasma membrane. The record is from RefSeq and is a predicted model, not a curated record. Gene Ontology annotation, molecular function: receptor tyrosine kinase binding. Gene Ontology annotation, biological process: cell surface receptor protein tyrosine kinase signaling pathway; intracellular signal transduction.
CUGUAGUGCGGCCACACUACCGCAAAUACGGUCCCACCUUGAGUAAUAACCGAAUUACUAAUAACAAAGGCUUGCAGCCUACAGCUGCGGAAAAAGGACCACGAGGAAGCCCAAUCGCUGCCAAACGCCCACAGCUACAGCACAAAUGCCGAAGAAUGGCGAUUCCGGCCACCGGAGCGGUGCCGGGACAACCAGCGACGGCUGCAUCUAUCCGGACGACGUCAUAAUGGGCGUGGGUGUUGCAUUCAACGUCCGGUACACGGGAUGCGUUGAGGUCAAGACCUCAAUGAAAUCCCUGGACUUCGAGACCCGUACGCAGCUGGCGCGAGAGUGCAUCAAUAGAGUUUGCGAGGCGGCCGGUUUAAAGUCUGCUGGCAAGCGGAGACUAACCAACUUCAUAUCGGAUCGCCCCAGCAUGCAGCACGCCGGCACCAACAUCAUCAUUAAUGUAUCGAGCCGAGCUUUGUCCCUGAGCAACGUGGAAACGGGCGAGGUUAUUGCCAAUCACAAUAUGCCGCGCAUAUCGUUUGCCUCCGGCGGUGACAAUGAUACCCUGGACUUCCUGGCCUACAUAGCCAAGAACGAGGAUGAAUGGCGGGCAUGUUAUGUCCUGGAAUGCGCUGGCGGCCAAAGCGAGGACUUAAUUGUGACCAUUGGCAAGGCUUUUGCCUUGCGCUUCAACGCUCUCAGUAGGCUCAAUGAUCCCUCCGCGGAUUGCAACAUCAAUCAGAGCUGCAAGGAGAAUGUGAAGGAGUACUACAACGAUUUGCCGAACAAGCUGCCCCCCGAAGUGCCGGAACAACAACAGCAGGUGCAGCAGCCUCUCCAUCCGCAUGCGCCACGUGUGGCACAAUUGAAUCUGAAGAAGCCUCGCGAUCGCCUGAGCAGCAACCUCAUCGACCUCAACUCCCCGCCUCCCGAUCAGACGACCAAUAAGAUGGGUCACUUUGAUCCCCUCCAAGCCACCACAGCAGCCAAUUCUGUUUUGGCGUCUGUGCGCGAUGUGUUCGAUGGACCGCAGUGUCCACUCACAGCGGAGGUGUGGUUCCAUGCGGGCAUAUCCAGACCAAUUUCGGAGCGCUUGCUGCAGCAGGACGGUGACUUCCUGGUGCGCGAGUCACAGGGAAAGCGGGGCCAAUACGUACUAACCGGAUUAGAGGGCAAGACGCCCAAGCAUUUGCUUCUCAUCGAUCCCGAGGGCGUGGUCCGAACCAAAGAUCGCAUCUUCGACAGCAUUAGCCAUCUGAUCAACUACCACUGGGCACAUGCACUACCCAUCAUUUCUGAGGACUCUGAGCUGGUCUUGCGUAAUCCGGUGCGAAGACCCCAGCAAGAUCAGGCUGCGACUCCCAUUACAUCAGCAUCUUCCUGAACCGGAGGGCACAAUCAUACGUAUAGCUACCACCCAUCAUAUACAUAACAAAUAAUUAUAUAUACUGGCAUCAGCGUACACGAUUAGAUUUAAUUAUUGUGCACUCGUAGAAUAUCUUUUAUAUAUCGUCUGUAUAAAAACGAACCCAUAUAUUUAUAGAUUGAAUAUAAACAUAUUUACAAAUAUGUGCAUGUCUACAGUAUUUUCCAUUCGAAUGCGAAUAA